AGGUCCAGCGCCCUACCGACCAGGCUAUCCCGGCCUAUAAUUAAUUUUGACUAAGAAAGCAAAAAAUGUUGUUGUUAUCAACCACCAACGUUACCAACUUUACCAGUCGUUACCAACGCAGGAAAUAAAUUUUAUUUUAUAAACUGUAGAUCACGAUUUCUAAGCUAGAAAAACUAAAUACGUGAGUGUAUUGCAUGAUCUGAAAUUUUUAUCUCAAUUGAAUAUUUACUUUUAUCAUUGUAUCGUUCGUAGAGGUACUAAAGAAUUACAGAGAUUACGUAUCUAAUUUUACAAAAUAACAUAUAACAUCACGAAAUAAAUAUAUAUAUAAAUGGGUCGCCUCUUUGACAAAAAAGCAUUAGCUACAGUGAGAAGGUUCAACUAGAUACCAUACAAAAUGAAAUAUCUUAUUUUUAUUCUCAUAUCAAGUUUAUCAUUUGUUUGGAAAACCGAAGCAGAGAUCGAGUGUAGAGCCAAUAGAGAUUGUGCAGCGGAUGAAUGCUGUAUGUAUAUCCCUGGAAAUAGAUUUCGCUUGCCCUCGAUAUGCCAAAAACGUGGAAGCGAAGGUCAAAUGUGCGAAACUAAUAAGGGUAAAGAUGCCGAUUUUUCUAUAUAUAACUAUUGUCCUUGCUCUAAUGGAUUAAGAUGUAAAAAAUCCAAUGACAAAGUAAAAAAACUUUUUACUGAACAGGUAUGGAAAGUGCGAGUAGCCAGGGAAAAAGAAACACCUGCCUUAGCAAAUUUUAAAUUCAAAAAAAAAAAAGAAAAAAAAAUGAAGCACUAAAGCACUUUGUAAUUCAAGCUUUUGUAAUCACACAAAAAGAAUGUAUUGUAUAACCUUUUAUAUUGGAAGUUUGUCAAAACAAUCUGACAAGAAGAUUGGAAUUAUUUGUCAAAUUAUCGACCACAAUAAAUAUUCUUGAUCAAUUAA
This is a messenger RNA of Parasteatoda tepidariorum (common house spider), 931 nucleotides long. NCBI's taxonomy places the organism in Eukaryota, Metazoa, Arthropoda, Arachnida, Araneae, Theridiidae. The record is from RefSeq and is a predicted model, not a curated record.